GCUUUCUUGAAGAUGAUUUCAGACACACUGCUAGGAUACUGCCUCUACUCACUGAAGCAGAAUCCUCUGAAGAGUUGCUGAGGCAGAACUGAAAUCAUGGCUCACCUCAAAGAAGCAGCAGUAUUGGCCGUUAACGAUGCCUCAUACAGAAAGACGGUGCUCCUUUAACUCGGGGUUUUAAUGGGAAGUUUCUAAGCCUGAAACAACAGCUUUAGACCUGGGGUGUGCCAUCAACUGCCUUGCAGCUACCACUGUCUACUGCUUUCACACAGCGUGGUCGGGAAGAAUGGAAACUAAAGAGGCUCGUAACUACCUGUAACUGUUCCACCAGGACAUGGAUCAAGUGUUUGUUCAGCCAGAGCCAGUAUUAAAAUUAGGCUUUAUUUCCUGAGCACCCACAAAUGGACCUGACAAAGGGAAGACACAGAUGUACUGUGUGAUGGGGAACGUCUGUCAGGAUUAAAAAACGGCCAUAACUCAGCCUCUCCAGAGUGCAGCCACCAUGACCUCUGCAGAUUGAUGAUGGAAAAAAAGGAAACCAGGACAUCCUGUGCUCUGGCUUCCCUGGACCAUGGAUGGAGGACAGCCCAUCCCUUCAUCCCUAGUGCCCCUUGGGAACAUAUCAGCAGAUUCUAGCAUGUCCCUGGAGCAGAAAACGACAUUUGUUUUUGUGAUUUUGUUGUUUAUCUUUUUGGGCAUUCUCAUUGUCCGGUGCUUCCGGAUUCUUUUGGAUCCAUAUCGAAGCAUGCCAACCUCUACCUGGGCUGAUGGACUUGAAGGCCUGGAGAAAGGGCAGUUCGAUCAUGCCCUUGCUUAGAAGGGAUGGCGCAGGAUCUCCUCCUGAGGAGAUGAAGUGCUUGGUGUCUUGGCGAGGAUUCCCUUUAUGUAGUGUUCUCAACACAUCAAAUUUAAACAAUAUUUGGUCCCAGGACCAUAAUCCAUUAUUCUAUAAAUAUGCAGUUGGAUUAAAGGCAUUUGAGGAUGUUGGAAAUGGACAUUUAUAUAACUAACCCAACAUAAGAAGGUUUAAAUUUUUAUGUUUGCUCAAUGAAUGAAUACUCUUAAACUUGUGUGAUUGUGAAACCAAGAGCAUCAAUACUGACAUAGAUUUGCCAUCAAACAAACACCACCUGAUCUGACUAACGUAUAAAAGACUAGAAAGGAUCUCAUAUGAAUCUGGUGACAAGAUCAGGCAGAGAUUUCCUAGCUCUAAUUAUGUCUAUAUUUCUUUUAUUUCAUGCGCAUCUAUCUGGGUCCUGAGCAGAAUGAGGAAGAUUGCGCUGAAUGGACCCAAAGUAGUUCCUUGUUUUCUCCUAGAGCAGGGAGCAUUGGGAAGCAAUGGCAAAGCUUAAGAGAUGGUUCUGUCCUUGGUAAAUGUGAGUGAGUGAGAAUUGUGUUUUGUUUUUCAAGUAAAAUUUAAUUCAAAGGCUACAGAGUUUUAAAAACUAUUUACCAAGCCAACUACAUUAUAUGUAUUCAUAUUAAUAACAUGUGUAGAGGUAGCUAUACAUUACUUGAAUUUACUCUUUACACAAAUGAUUUAAAUAAUAGGCUGCAAGUGCAGCUUCAAGUUUUUUUUUUUUAAUGAAAAGUUAAUUGUUUAGAGGAGAAGACUUUUAUAGUCUUCAGAGGAAUGUGUAUUUAUGAUUGUAUAUAGUCACCAAAUAAAACUUUUCAAGAAACAGAAAUGCUUCCUCUCUUAUUUCACCAGAACUAAUGCACUGAGGGUGCUACCUGGUACUGAGUGCCGAGGCUUAACAUUUUUCCAAGAGAGGAGAAAAGCGCUAACAGCAUGAAAGGUCAUCUAAUUCAUCCCUCUCCCAUUUCAAGAAGAGCGCCUAUAAAUUGUCCUGCACAGAUAAAACUGAUAGUUUUUAAGACCACCAAAAAGGGAGAUGUGAAUACCUCUUAUUUCGACUUUUAUUGGAAGGAAAAGCUUGUAUCUAAACCAACUCUGCAGAUAACUCAGCCUAAACCAACCCUGUUAGGCUGUAUUUAUAAUCUCUGUCUUCUAAUUUUCUCCUCAGCUAGUCAUUACCUUUUUUAAUUAAAAAAAGCACACUUCUUUAACCUAUUAAUUGUAAGAUUUUCUUUUUUUUU
This is a messenger RNA of Macaca mulatta (Rhesus monkey), 2100 nucleotides long. RefSeq names its product cortexin 3 (gene CTXN3). Lineage: Eukaryota; Metazoa; Chordata; Mammalia; Primates; Cercopithecidae. The record is from RefSeq and is a predicted model, not a curated record.